Lentinula edodes (shiitake mushroom) is the source of this 570-nucleotide messenger RNA. Its product is annotated as acyl-CoA N-acyltransferase. Gene Ontology annotation, biological process: N-terminal peptidyl-methionine acetylation. Gene Ontology annotation, molecular function: histone acetyltransferase activity; protein-N-terminal amino-acid acetyltransferase activity. Lineage: Eukaryota; Fungi; Basidiomycota; Agaricomycetes; Agaricales; Omphalotaceae. Bases 1 to 570 code for a protein of 189 amino acids. Gene Ontology annotation, cellular component: Golgi membrane. The transcript has 2 exons. The record is from RefSeq and is a predicted model, not a curated record.
AUGUCUGAUUUCACCAUCCGUCCGCUCGCUUCUGCAGACAUUGAGCAGAUCAAGAAAUUGCAUGCUACGCUGGUGCCAGUCAAUUACCCUGCGUCAUUCUUUCUGCAUCUACUCAUCCAGAACUCGUAUUCUUGUCUGAUCGCCCUGGAACCAUCCUCCGGCGAACCAGUUGCAUGGGUCUCCGCUUCUCUUCACAAGUCAAGCAACCUAAUAGGGUCUCUGGAGCCUCACAUUCAGCUUCUCACCCUUGGGGUACUCCCCGAGUAUCAGCACCGGGGACUCGCUAAGCGUUUGGUGUGGGAGGUCAUUGCAUCUUUACACAAAGACCCAUCAACCCCCGUUCCUACUGUGUACACCCACGUUUGUACAUCGAACACUCCAGCGCAGGCGUUCUACGAGAGCAUCGGUAUGAAAUUUUUGCCAGCCCCAAAUUCACCUUCAGGCAAGCCAUAUGUGGCGAAAAAUGUUUAUACCUAUCCACCUCUCUGGGCGCAGAAGUCGGUAGUGGGAAACAAUGAUUUGUUCGAGAGUAAAGAUGCAUACGUACUGGUUGGGAAAAUCACUGCAUAG